Molecule: messenger RNA, 207 nt
Organism: Melampsora larici-populina 98AG31
Lineage: Eukaryota; Fungi; Basidiomycota; Pucciniomycetes; Pucciniales; Melampsoraceae
Exons: 2
Coding region: 1-207 (68 amino acids)
Cellular component (GO): mitochondrial inner membrane; MICOS complex
Source: RefSeq, a predicted model, not a curated record
AUGGCUGCUUCGCGACCUUCAACCAGUGAAAACAUUCUAUCCGAACAGACGGAUGUGUGUGUUGCCAAUGCAAUCGUCAAAACCGGUAUUGGUUUCGGUGCUGGAGUGGUAUUAAGUGCAAUUCUAUUCCAACGUAAAUGUAUUGUAUCAUACUGUGCAGUAACAUCACAUUUUCUUUUAAUAUCUUUGCAUAUGCUUGCAUCAUAG